Molecule: messenger RNA, 921 nt
Organism: Calidris pugnax (ruff)
Lineage: Eukaryota; Metazoa; Chordata; Aves; Charadriiformes; Scolopacidae
Product: olfactory receptor 14J1-like
Exons: 1
Coding region: 1-921 (306 amino acids)
Biological process (GO): G protein-coupled receptor signaling pathway
Cellular component (GO): membrane
Molecular function (GO): G protein-coupled receptor activity; olfactory receptor activity
Source: RefSeq, a predicted model, not a curated record
AUGUCCAACAGCAGCUCCAUCACCCAGUUCGUUCUCCUGGCAUUUGCAGACACACAGGAGCUGCAGCUCUUGCACUUCUGGCUCUUCCUGGGCAUCUACCUGGCUGCCCUCCUGGGCAACGGCCUCAUCAUCACUGCCAUCGCCUGUGACCACCGCCUCCACACCCCCAUGUACUUCUUCUUCCUCAAACUCUCUGUUCUUGACCUGGGCUCUAUAUCUGCCACUGUCCCUAAAUCCAUGGCCAAUUCCCUGUGGGACACCAGAACGAUCUCCUACGCAGGAUGUGCUACACAAGUCUUCUUUUUCAUUUUCUGUGCUACAGUAGAGUUUUCUCUUCUCACUGUCAUGUCCUAUGACCGGUAUGUGGCCAUCUGCAAACCCCUGCACUACGGGACCCUCCUGGGCAGCAGAGCGUGUGUCCACAUGGCAGCAGCUGCCUGGGGCACUGGGUUUCUCAAUGCUCUCCUGCACACAGCCGAUACAUUUUCACUGCCCCUCUGCCAGGGCAAUGUCCUGGACCAGUUCUUCUGUGAAGUCCCCCAGAUCCUCAAGCUCUCCUGCUCAGACUCAGACUAUUUCAGGGAAGUUGGGCUUCUUGUGGUUAGCUGUUGUUUAGUGUUUAUUUGCUUUGUUUUCAUUGUGGUGUCCUAUGUGCAGAUCUUCAGUGUUGUGCUGAGGAUCCCCUCGGAGCAGGGGCGGCAGAAAGCCUUUUCCACGUGCCUCCCUCACCUGGCUGUGGUCUCCCUCUUUGUCACCACUGCCAUCUUUGCCUACCUGAAGCCCCCCUCCAUCUCCUCCCCCAUUCUAGACCUGGUGAUGGCUGUGCUCUAUUCAGUGGUGCCUCCAUCAGUUAAUCCCCUCAUCUACAGCAUGAGGAACAAGGAUGUGAAAGAUGCAGUUUGGAAAUUGAUGACCAGAUGA